Impatiens glandulifera is the source of this 1572-nucleotide messenger RNA. RefSeq lists its product as uncharacterized. Lineage: Eukaryota; Viridiplantae; Streptophyta; Magnoliopsida; Ericales; Balsaminaceae. The transcript has a single exon. The record is from RefSeq and is a predicted model, not a curated record. Bases 1 to 1572 code for a protein of 523 amino acids.
AUGGAGGAAAUUGAUCUGCGAGCUCAGGCGGCUGCUGAAGUAUACAGUGAGUGGUUGGGUUACCGGUGCAACAAAUUCUUCAAGCAUAUGCUACCGGGCCUAACCGAUGGACAAAGUUUCAGAAGGCUGAAGGAGAUAAAAGAAGACGUCAUCAGCCUGACAAACGCCGAGAAUCUUAACGAAGCCAUGGACCGACAGGCAUUAGUAGUACCGCAUGCUCGGCUACAAAAGCUAACCGUACAUAUACGAAAGCUUUCAGAAAGGUGUGUUGCGGGAACACCGAAGGCUAAAUUACAACUCUUGGUGUUGGAUAAGCUUGAGAUAAAGAAAGGAGAAUUCGCUGAAGAGAUAGGGCGGCUUGAAGCGGUGCACAGACAGCAAGAUACAACGCACUCUCCGCGUCCUGAGACUGAUGACGGUCAGAAUCCAGGAAAUACAUCUCAUCUGGCGGAUCCGGUCAUCAACGAAACCGACGAAGGGACAAAGACUCCUUUCACCGGGCCACUUGAAACCGAUCAACCUGAGGACUCAGAACCGCCCGUCACAGAAGAGAAAGUCAAGACUCUUAUUAAAGAAUUGGUCAAAGACGCGGUUAAAUCCUGGAAGAAGAAAGCUAAGGGGGUCGCGGUUCAGGCAUUCCAAAUGGACGAAACAACGAGGGAUAAUCUUGUGAAGGCAGAUGCCCAGAUCACGGAGAUCGAAGUUAACUACCGUGACGACACGGUUCUGCACAACGAUCAUCUUAAGCGAACCGAGGACUUGGAAGCUACAACCUCGAAGAUGGUGGAUGACUUGAAACGGUUUCAAGGGGAAACCGAGCAACGGCUUACAAAGGUCGGUGAAGAUAUGGGGCAGUCAAGCACCGAAGCCGUUUCAACACUCAACAGAGUCAUAAGCCUCGAGGAAAAGAAUGCAAGUCUUGAGGACCGAAAUACCAAGCUUGAAGCCGACCUUAGGGCGGUCACCGAACAGGUGACUGAGUUGAUAAAUGCCAAGCUUAAUGCCGAUACAUCGGUUGAGAAAGCAAACGCUCGAGCGGCUAAGGACAUUCAGGAUGCGCUGGACGAAGAAACGCGGAAAAAAAAGGAAGCACCGCGAUUGACUGAAGAGGAAUUAACUGUACGCACACAAAAACUAGCGGCCAGAAAUCCGGCACUUGCAAAGUCCAUAGCAGCUCAAGUGGCCGAGGAUGCAGAACGGUUAAAUACAGAAAAACAAAGGCUCGCCGAUUACGCAAAGGCUCACAAGAAGACCAAGGCGGCUUCCUCCUCUUCGGUUCCGGCAAAACGAAAAAGGAAAAUACCAUCACGGAAGGUUCAAGUAGCCGGGAUGCUGGAAAGGAUUACCGAGACGAUUAUUGAAACUCAACCGAACCCAGCUAUGCACACCGAGGAUGAAAUCGAAGAAAAUCUCGAGCCGCGAACUACAAGACAGCGAGUUCUCAAUGCGGUUCCAAUCAGCACGGUCGGUCAACCGCAAACUGGAGGAUCAUCUUCAAGAACGGCUCAACCGGAUGAGGAACAACCGACCGAUGACAUGAUGAAAGACUUCAUGCCAUCCGAAUUAGAAUAG